UGGAGAGUUGUCUGGGAGAAUGGGCUGCCUUUGUGGCCCAUUUUUACCUAAAGGACUUAACUCUUUUUGUCUUCCAGCAAGAGUCCCAGAACUGAAAUCUGCGGCAAGGACUGUAAAUUUGCUAUAGGUGUCUGCGGAUGCUUGAUGCUUCUGGCAGCGGCCUUCAUUGUGUACUGUAUAAGGAGAUUUGCCCCCCGUGCUGAGAAGAGCUACUCCACAUCUCCAUGCGUCCAGACUGGCCAGUCUACCAAACACCUUUGCAAUGGCACGGUGCCGAUGCCCCCCCUAUUUCUCCAUUCAGAGCCUCCCGCCGCAUCCCUCGCCGAGAAAGAGAAACUGGUGAACGGAGCGCCCCCGAUCUGUGGUUUGCUACAAGGCAGAAACAUGUACGCCGUGAUUGACGCUGUGCCAGUCCGGCGCUGGAAAGAGUUUGUGCGGGGUCUGGGCCUGCGCGACAGGGAGAUCGAGCUGGUGGAGCUGGAGCACUCGCAAUUCCGCGAGCAGCAGUAUGAGAUGCUCAAGCGCUGGUGCCAGCAGCAGGGGCCCUCGACAGAUGCCAUCUUCACCGUCCUGGAGAGCAUGCAGCUGGGCGGUUGUGCCCAGGAACUGAGAGAGCAGCUGCACGCCAACAGCUAGCAGGGGAGCCCCUGAGAUGGGGUGGGGGCAAAGAUCUGGGCUGUGCUGUUCCCCACACCAUCUCAGACAGACUUGCGCUGGGGCAAAGGAAACAGAGAGCUCCAACCUCAUGGAAGGGGCUCUGCAGUUAUAGAACUUUGCAGUGACAUUGAAAUCCUAUUCCAGGUAUUCUGGAACAUGUGUAGUGCCUAAGACACUGAGCUGCAACCCAAGGAUGCUGCAGUUCCAAUGGAUAUUCCAGGUGGCCUCUGAGAUAGGGAGAUAAUAUUUCAUCUACCUAACAUGCUGGUAGAUGUAAAGUUUGCUGAGAUUAUGUAUGCGAAAUGCUUUGCACACACUGAAAUGCUCUAAGGUACUAUUAGUGAUUCGGCAGGACACCUUGCUACAAAUUAUGGCCAAGACUUAUGCCUCAGAGCUUGGCUGCCCACAGGAAGGAUGAGGCAACCAGAAUAUUUCUCUCCCACAGCCCCUUGCCCACUCGUGACUCACCUUCUGUAUUUCUCAGCCCUUCUGCAAGUUUCCUCUCAGUCAAACCACCCUUCCGAUUUCUUCAGUGUCCAGCAGGGUUGAGCAUUCCAUGACUGAGCCUCCCCACUCAGGAGUUGGAAUGUUCAGGAACAUUCUGUGACCUCACAGGAGGUCACCCAAUGGCUGGCCAGAGUGCCAGGAGCCUGUUUUUAAAAAUGUAUUUAUUUAUGUGUUUUCAUUAUGUCAAUUCUAGCGCACUUUAAUAAUCAGGGGCUCGUGAUUCUGAACCUGAUUGAGCCCUGGAAAGAUACACGUGAUGGUCCCAGGAGCUCCAGGUUUCCCCACACCAGGAAGUCUGCAAUUUGAUUGGCUUUCACUGUUUUUUUAAUUUGUUAAGUGGCCAAACACAGGGCAAUCUCCAGGCAUCUUGCAAUCUAGUUUAAUCAUGUUCCAAAUCCUAUCAAAUGCCUGAGUGAAGAAGAGGGCUUAAUCAGGUUCUAAGAAAAUGUCAGAAUUUUUGGGAAAGAAUUCUGCAGUUGGGAGGGUCACCACAGAAAAGGCCCUGUUCCUCGCCACCAUGCUUUGAAACUCUCUCUGAGCCAGCCCACAGUGAAGGACCUCAGGUGAUGUUCGUAAGGGUUAUCAAGAGAAGUGGUGGUCUACCUACAGACUAAAUAGUAUGUCUGUAGGGCAGAGGGAGCUCAGCAUAAGAACUUUAGUACAGCCUUCAGGAUGAGGCCAAUGCCCCAUCUAGUCCAGCAACUUGUACACACGCCCUGGUGGGAAACCCUCAAGCACAUAUUUUGCAUGGGGGGGGGCGGCCCUCAGGUGCCUCUAGGGGUUUUUGGGGAGACCCUCCUGCCCAUCAGCUAGGUGGACCCAAAGGUUUGGCUUCCUGUGUUUUUCUGCACAGAAAGAAGAGAAUAGACAGCUAGCUGUUGGGGACCCUCCAGCUUUCAAAUUUCCGGUCUCGAGCAGCGAAUUGGGAUUCGAGGGCUGCCAUCCGAAUCCAGGAUGCUGCAGUAUUGCUAUUUAUGAAACAUCCAGUUCUCUGCCAUUUUUCUGGUGCUACAUUUCCAAGGCCAUUUUCAGAAUUCCCUGCUGGUUGCUGCAACCGGGCACUGCAGGCGCAUCAAGCUGAGUUGUGAAUAUUGUCAUUCAAAUUUGAACUAGAGACUACCAGCUCUAGCACUCACUGCCAUGGCCACUCCUUCAAAGCAAACACUGGAAUUGGGUGCUGGUUGAAUGCUAAACUUCCUGGGCUUAGAGUUUUGUUUUGAACAAUUGAGCGGUAUAUACAUUUUGUUAAAUAAAAAAAUGCUGCACACCACCACCUACGACCCCCUUCCGCUCCCCCUCUGUUCAAAAACCCUUUCCACCAUGGCAUCGUU
Messenger RNA from Podarcis muralis (Common wall lizard), 2495 nucleotides. The record is from RefSeq and is a predicted model, not a curated record. NCBI's taxonomy places the organism in Eukaryota, Metazoa, Chordata, Lepidosauria, Squamata, Lacertidae.